AUGGACUCCUACUGCCGCACAAUGAUGCCCUGGGAGUUCAACCAACAUUAUCUAAUGGAGAGUGCUGGAACAAGGCAAGCUAACCGGAGCAUUAUUCCAACCACAAAGCUCCUCGCCGGGUUCAAUUUAACAAGCAUAACAACCCGAGGGGAAAUCCUGCUGCCCACGAAUGCCGAAAGGGUGAUGAAGACGACCCUUUUCGAAGUUGUAGACGGCGAUAUGGGUUACAAUAUUAUUCUUGGAAGACCAUGGUUGCACGAGAUGAAGGCUGUGCCGUCAACAUACCAUCAACUUCUGAAAUUCCCAACUCCGGAGGGAAUUAAACAAAUAAGAGAAGAUCAACCGGCAGCAAGGGAGAUGAACACGAUCUUAGUUUCUAAUAGCAAAGGAAAAGAGCAUGCGACAUAG
Molecule: messenger RNA, 408 nt
Organism: Nicotiana attenuata
Lineage: Eukaryota; Viridiplantae; Streptophyta; Magnoliopsida; Solanales; Solanaceae
Exons: 2
Coding region: 1-408 (135 amino acids)
Source: RefSeq, a predicted model, not a curated record